Molecule: messenger RNA, 2060 nt
Organism: Phytophthora infestans T30-4
Lineage: Eukaryota; Oomycota; Peronosporomycetes; Peronosporales; Peronosporaceae
Exons: 1
Coding region: 434-1765 (443 amino acids)
Source: RefSeq, a predicted model, not a curated record
CCCUCCGAAUUGAACACUCGUACCGAGUCGCUGGACCGAUCCCAAAGCGAGCUCUAGCCUUUCCAAGCCCUCGUCGGUCUGUUCUCACACUCGAGACCGUCACUCGCCUUACGUUCGAUUUCGAAAUUCGAAGGCGAAUCUCGUUGUGCAACCGCUCCACAUCCCGAGGAGCGAAGGCAUCCCAUCCGAGCGCGCGUUCCCCUGGUUCUGGGCCACGAGACUUCCUUCAAGCGGUGCAGAAGCAGGUUCGCAUCGUUAGCAACAAGUGGUGAAGCCAGCCCCCAUUCCUUUCUCCAGCAGCACACGACGCCCCGAGACGAUAGCCUCAGUUGUGAAAUCGAGCUGCUCCAGACAAUUGAGCUUAGCAGCUUUGGAAAUGUCCAUUGAAAGCGUACAAGACAACGACGCUACUGGCCAGCAACGGCCCUCUAACAUGGCUAACAAGACUGUGCGUACACUGCAGCCCCCCAUGGCUCAGCAGGCCCAAUACUCGGACAUGCUUCUCGGUGACAUGGGAAUGAUGGGCUGUGACGUCGACGCUUGGUCACGGACGCAGCAACAGCAGCAGUAUGCUCAACAGCCACAACAGUUCGGCUUCGCCUGCCCUCCAGCAGUGCUCACCCGCCACACUUCGAUGCCUGUCCGUCAGAUGACCCCCACGCAGUACCAGCAGUCACAGCCGACGUCAUUCGCCAUGGGCGUGCCGCCAACACUCGCACGGCAUCACAGCCACGGCUACGUGUCAGUUAUGCAGCAGCACCAGGGGUACCAAGCAUCUAUGAACGUGCCGAUGCCUCCUCGCCAGGUGCACGUGAACGAAAUGCAGUACCUUCUCGAGAUAAGUAUGGGCCAGCAGCAGUACCAGGUUCCGUCACAACGCAUGAUGAAGUCCGAGCCUACCUCAUCGGCCAUGAACGUCGAGCCCAUUGCCUUCACCCAUGCCGACCACAAUACGAAGGUUGCCAUGGACGAUCUCGACCCCAUUGCCUACUCCGUGUUUGGACACGCUGCCCCCAAGCCCGCGCUUCCCGGCAUGCCUCAGGACAUCCAGCAGAUCGAGUCGGCCUUUGACUCGUUGGACCGGCUUCUUCCUGAGAUUGAGCAGGAAAUGCUGUUCCGUUCGCCGGAACUGGACCAGUUCGCACAGGCAACCAUUGCUGCUCACGUCAAGUCGACCACCAAGUCUCCAAAGAGCAUGGCUACCUGCAAGGUGGGCGGCUGCGAACGUCGUGUGCGCUCCAAGGGAUUCUGUAAGACACACGGCGGUGGUCGUAAGUGCAGCAUUGAAGGUUGCAAGAAAUCGAGUCAGAAUGGUGAAUUCUGCAUCGGCCACGGCGGUGGCAAGAAGUGCAAGGAGGAAGGUUGCGCCAAGGCGGCUCAGUCGCAUGGUCUGUGCAAGGCUCAUGGCGGAGGUGCACGCUGCAAGUUCCCUAACUGCAACAAAAGCUCGCAGGGCGGCGGUCUGUGCCGCGCCCACGGUGGAGGUAAGCGUUGCCAGGCUGCUGGUUGCCCCAAGGGCGCACAGCGCGGCAACUUCUGCGCCACUCACGGCGGCUUCCGCAAUUGCAAGAUCGAGGGCUGCGUGCGUACCGACCGUGGCGGUGGUUUCUGCGAGGUGCACCGUCGUGGUCGCCUCUGUAAGGUCGAAGGCUGCAAGAAGCUCUCGCGCAACCAGGGCAUGUGUACCAUGCACAUCCGCGAGGACAAGCAGGAUUCUGUUGAUCUCAACCUGCCAGAGCCUGUUGCUGCUGCCUUAGCCGUCUGAAGAGUGUGACAGUCCUCAGCUUCGGGUGAUCAACUCCUGGACUUUCGGUCCUUCUCUCUCUCUACAAUUUCUGCGUCAACGUUAUCCCUCAUUCGAUUGGAAAAUGAGGAGGAGAAGAACAAGGAGUCGAUCUCCGACUUUGCCCGAGCUGUACUCUAUCGCUUAGGCCUAUUUGUCUCUAUGUCUCAAGCUUGUAUUCAUCGGCGUCGUACCAUCCAGUCUACAGUAGUCUACGUGAAAACCAUUGUCAAGUAUUUAAGCGUUUGGUGAAUCAAUAAAGCAAUGUAUCAACUUC